Messenger RNA from Poecilia latipinna (sailfin molly), 2979 nucleotides. RefSeq names its product pleckstrin homology, MyTH4 and FERM domain containing H3 (gene plekhh3). Bases 62 to 2203 code for a protein of 713 amino acids. Lineage: Eukaryota; Metazoa; Chordata; Actinopteri; Cyprinodontiformes; Poeciliidae. The record is from RefSeq and is a predicted model, not a curated record. The transcript is spliced from 11 exons. Gene Ontology annotation, cellular component: cytoskeleton.
UUAUUUACAUUUUGUUUCUGCUCUUCUGCACAGGCACACUGUCUCUCAGUCACCUGUAAAAAUGAAGAAACCGACCAAUGAGGAGUAUGGGAUGGGGGUGGAUGAAGAGCCAGAUCUGAUAGUAAAAGGUUGGCUUUUACGGGAGGUUGGUGGCAGCUGGAUAAAGCACCGUCGGUACUGGUUUGUGCUGAGCCAGGAUUCCCUCGACUACUACACCGGGCCAGAGAAAGGCGCUCGGAGACUGGGCACGCUGGUCCUCACCAGUCUCUGCUCUGUCAUUUGGCCAGACAAGCAAACCUACAAAGAAGCAGGUUACUGGAGCAUUACUGUUUAUGGACGGAAGCACUGCUACAGGCUGUACACCAAGCAUUUCAAUGAAGCAGUGCACUGGGCCUGCGCCAUCCAAAAAAUCAUCGAUACCAAAUCUCCAGUGGAAACGCCGACACAACUUUUGAUUCGAGACAUCGAGGAGAAUAAGUUCAACCCGGAGGUGGUGGAGCACAUCUACCAACAUAACACCAUUCUUAAAUACACCCAGGGCCCCCUCUAUGCUCCUCUGCUUCCUUUCCCUUACGGCAAUCUGGAGCACACAUACCACAAUGGGAAGGGCUACGGCUCGGUGCGUGAGGAGGCGGUGAAGCUCUUCAACUGCCUGCAGCAGCUGGAGUCGGCGCGGGAGCCGGUUCCAAUCAUCCAGGGUGUGCUGCAGACCUGCCUGGACCUGCGGCCCCUCCGUGACGAGGUCUACUGUCAGCUCGUGAAGCAGACCAGCCACACGCCUUCCCCGAACACUGCUGCGCAUCUCCGUUACUGGCAGCUCCUCACCUGCAUGAGCUGCACCUUUCUGCCGGGGUCCACCGUGCUCAAAUACCUGAGGUUCCACCUCAAAAGAAUUCAGAGCCAGAGUCCUGAAUCCGAGAUGGAUAACUACGCGUCGUUCAUCAGUGAGGCUUUGGAAAAAACAAAAUGCCGUGAGUGUGUGCCAUCGUGGGAGGAGAUCCAGAUGCUGAUGAACCGACAGGAGAUGCUGUGCACCGUGCACUACCCUGGACCCGGCUCCUGCCAGCUCUACAUCAGCUCUCACACCACUGCCAACGAGGUGGUUCGAAGGAUGCAAGAGAAGCUGGGCCUUCAAGACAGCAAAAAUACAUUUGCACUGUAUGAGCAGAAUGCACUGUGGGAGCAGCCGGUCGCCGGGAACUCUCUGAUCGCCGACGUCCUGACCAGCUUCACCACCAAAGAGUCGGAGUCUCAAUCCCAGUGGAAACUGUGUUUUAAGCUCUACUGCCUGUUGGACGCUGACGGCAUAUCAGUGGACAGCAUCGAGUAUUUAUUCCUCUUCGAGCAGUGCCAUGAGAUGGUGGUGCGCGGUCAGCUCCCAGCAUGCGAGGAGGACCUGCUUGCCUUGGCGGCCCUCAGGCUUCAGACCCUCAUGGGCGACUUCAGCACGCACGCCCCCUUCCCGCCUCUGGACGAGCUUUUCCCCGGCCACAUGCUUGAAACGCGGGUGCUCAUGUCGCUCUCGGCCCCGCAGGCGGCGCCCCCCUGUCAGGUGGCGGGUCAGGACUGUCCCGCCACGCAGCGGUUCCCUACAGGCCUCCUGGCCGGGACGCUGUGGAGCCACUCGGCCACGGUUGCACACAAGCAAAAGAUGGAGAACGACAAGCGCCUGCGCAGCCGCCUGAAGGAGGAGGCGGCAGCGGUGACGACGGCCAUCUUGGAGCGUUGGAAGGGUCUGGCUGGGCACAGUAGCAGGGACAGUAUGGCUGCCUACCUCACAAUUGCACGCCAGUGGUCGGGCUUUGGAUGCACUCUCUACGAAGUGGACUUUUACAUUAGUUCAAAAGGGAAUUUCUCUCAGAAACUGUGGCUGGGUGUCGCUGCUACAUCUGUGUCCAUCUACAAGCAGGGAGAAUCGGAGGCCCUGGAGUCCUUUCCUUACGGCCAGAUCUGCUCUUACGGUGUAUCUGACAGCAACACCUUCAAGAUCACAGCGGGCGAUCGGGAUCUAAUAUUUGAAACCAGCAAGCUGACUGAGAUCAUGCAGCUCAUGAACGCCUAUUUCAGUGCCAUCCAUCGCCAGCGAGGUAAAGGAGAGGAUGCAGACACCAUAACCUUCACCGAAAGCACAGACGUGGGCUUCCGUCACCUGGCCCCGACACCGACCCCCACGCUUCUGGAGCUGCCCUCUCACCCCGUUUAAGAGGAACUCUUACCCACACCCCCUCACACCGUCCUCCUUCCCAUGGGGAGGUUCAGGCUUAGUCCUGAAGACCCUCGGCCUCCUCCACUGGGAACGGUGCUGCAGCCAAUACAAAGAGAGGGCUGUUUCCCGUCCCCAUCUAUGAAAACAAACUUUCCUUGGGACUUCCAGCUAAAGAAGCUGCUCUUAAAAUGAAAAGCGUGAGAUACGGUGCAAGGGAAUGCUUGGAAAUGCACAAAAGCCAGUUACUGAUGAGGUGUUGCACCUCCCACCCGCUCUUCCCACCAUUCAUCCAUCUUUGCUACUCUAAACGGCAAUAAACCCAACCCCAACUGUACCGCACCCUCCUUGGCGAGAUGUUGGCGUGAGCCUUACUACCACCGCAAACAUUAAGACUUGCAGUGAUCAUAAGCCGUGGAGCUACCCUCAUAAAGCCCCAGCUCAGAGCGAAAACACUACCCUCUCCCCUCGCUCUCUCGCGCUGUGGGUGCCAUAUUGGAUUUGCCUUUCCUAGAAGGCAGACGUCCCUCGUGCACUGCUGGAAAAGUAUUGAGAACUUUCAGUGACACACACACACACACCCUGACUGCCCCCUGCUCUUCAUCAGUCAGUUUUCAUAAGAUCCCGGCUGGGCUUCCAUUACCUAGAACUGUUGAUGCAGAGAGGCCAUGUGAACUUGGAACUGGAAGCAGAUGUUGGAGCUCUGCGGCUGAGUCACUCUGGCUGCAGUAACUGCACAGCCUCCUGCCAGGGUGUCAAUCUGAUCACAUUAAAAA